GCAGAAAGAUGUAGGCAUGGGCCGUGAUGGCGGUGCCAGCAAGACUGUACAAAGUAGAGGUUUGCUAAACGCCCGUGCCUGAGGAGAAGAAAGCAUGGCGUCUGCUUCCACAGCGGCGGCGGCAGGUGCUCGUUGCACGUGCUUUGAGCCGCCGCUGUCUCAACGACAUCAGCAAAAGUUCGCGGCCAGCUCGCAGCCUUUCUUAUAUGCAGACAAGAGUCAAUUGAGGAGCAUUACUAGACAAUUGCAUCAAAAUGUCGCAGGCAAUACUCCCCUUUCCUCCAUUCUCUGGCGGGGCGGUCGGGGCCCGAAACGAAGGCCCCGAAUGCAUGGGAAUCCUCGGACACCGGUUCAAGUCAGCGCUUCCCGCUCAGGGCGUACUAGCACCACUCAAGAAGAAAGCGAUGAUGAGGAGAAGCCUCCGCUAUGGGGCAUUGUGCUCAAGGGCUUCUUGGGGACGCAGAACAAGGUGGGGGAGAAGGUCAUGGCGUCGCUGCUCAAAACGACGCAGGCGCCCAUCGGGAUCUACGUUUCGGAACCGGUCACGGCUCUGCACCGGUUGGAUCCAAGGGUGAAGCAGGUGUGGCUAUUCGCGCUCAUGCUCCUCCCCGCCCGCUCCACCCUCGCUGUCCGCAUCGGCCUCGUCUCCGGCGUGCUCCUCCUCUCCAUGCUCUGCCUUCCCCGCCGCCUCUGGAAAGCACAGCUCGGCCCCCUAGUCUUCCUCUGUUCAUUUGUCUUCGUAAUGACGGCGUUUACCGCGGACGGGGUGGCGUUGCUAGCUCAGCCCAAGUCUCUGCCACCCCCCCAGAUCGGGCUGCCGGAGAUUCCCCCCGCGACGGGGGGGUACCGUUAUGUGCUGUUCAGCUGGUGGGUGUUCCGGGUGACGAGGAAGGGGCUGCUACUUGCGAGUAGUACGGCGAGUUUGGCUUUCAUGGUGAUGCAGAGCGCCAACCUGUGCCUCACGACCACCACCCCCGAGGAGCUUGUCGCGUCGCUGCGCUGGUUCCUGCAGCCGCUGCGCCUGCUGCGCGUCAACGUCGCAGAGAUCGCGCUCACGCUGCUGCUCUCGCUGCGCUUCACGGGGCUCGUCUUCGAUGAGGUCCGCAACCUGGCGCUCGGCGUCGUGGCUCGGGGGGUGGACUGGAAGAAGCUCGGCUUUGUCGGCACAACGGACAUGAUGGCCGGGCUAGCGGGGCGGCUCUUUCAGAACCUUUUUGCGCAGGCGGAUCAGAUUGCACAGGCUAUGGUGGCCCGUGGCUUCCGGGGGCGGCCCGAGGACCACCAGAUCUAUUUGAUGACGCGGCUGCGGCUAGGGCUGCUCGAUAUCUUCGCGAUGUUUCUCCUAUGCUUCGUGCUGUUCAUAACGUGGAAGCAGAGACGCCCGCUCGUAAUUCGACUCUAGCAUAUCAAAUAGGAGAACGGCUCGUCCUGCACAAUGGACCCUUAAAAAAGAUGAAGAAUACAACUCUUGUCAAAACGGACCUCGG
Klebsormidium nitens is the source of this 1487-nucleotide messenger RNA. The record is from the annotation of a GenBank genome assembly. Lineage: Eukaryota; Viridiplantae; Streptophyta; Klebsormidiophyceae; Klebsormidiales; Klebsormidiaceae.